AUUCUCCAUAAUCUCACUCUCUUAGAAAUCCAACCAGCACUCCUACCCUCUGACACCAUGGUCAACUCCUGUUGUGGCUCUGUCUGCUCUGAGCAAGGUUGCUGCCAGCCCAGCUGCUGCCAGACCACCUGCUGCAAAACCACCUGUUGCCGCCCCAGCUGCUGUGUGUCCAGCUGCUGCAGACCUCACUGCUGUCAGUCAGUGUGCUGCCAGCCCACCUGCUGCCGCCCCUCCUGCUGCAUCUCUAGCUGCUGUCAUCCCUCUUGCUGUGGCUCCAGCUGCUGCCAGCCCUGCUGCCGGCCCUGCUGCCAGCCUUGCUGCCGCCCCUCUUGCUGCAUCUCUAGCUGCUGUCGUCCCUCUGGCUGUGGCUCCAGCUGCUGCCAGCCCUGCUGCCGCCCCUCCUGCUGCAUCUCUAGCUGCUGUCGUCCCUCUGGCUGUGGCUUCAGCUGCUGUGGCUCCAGCUGCUGCCAGCCUUGCUGCCGGCCCUGCUGCCGGCCCUGCUGCUGCCUGCGCCCAGUGUGUGGCCAGGUCUCCUGCCACUCCACUUGCUACCGCCCCACCUGUGUCAUUUCCACCUGCCCCCGUCCCAUGUGCUGUGCCAUCCCUUGCUGCUAAGCUCUCUGCCCUGUGACCACCAUGCCAUUUUACUUCAGUCCUUACAGAUAUAGAACCUUUCUGUAUUCUUCCUUAGGACUCUGGUAAAUAUCAUCCAAUGUACUGGCCCUCUUAUUCCAAUGAACUCACCACCAUCCCAUUGAGUCUGGGAGCACAUUCUGGUUCACUCUGAACUCUCUUUCUUGCUAUCUCCUCCUUUUCAUACUUGUACCAACUAUAGUUUCUCAUCCACAGGCUCAGAGAUUGUUUCAGUCCUCUGAAUUUAUCUCUCUUCCUUAUCACCAAGGUGCUCUACAUGACCUUUCUCUAGGUAUUUUUACAAUCACUGAGUAGUACUGAGUUGACAUUUCUGCUGAGGAUCACUCAGUUGUCCCUUCAGCUAUAGUCAAUUUCUUAUGUUUUGUUUUUCUCUGUUUUCUGGUAAACUUUUAUGCAUAUAAGAAUUCACUAGUUGUUAUGUGGAAAACUGAGAAAUGUUACACAUGUAACAACUAUUUUAUUUUACUGUUGACUAUAAACUAUUAAUCCCUUCAAUAAAGGAAAAAACAAAGAA
Molecule: messenger RNA, 1168 nt
Organism: Erinaceus europaeus (western European hedgehog)
Lineage: Eukaryota; Metazoa; Chordata; Mammalia; Eulipotyphla; Erinaceidae
Product: keratin-associated protein 4-6-like
Exons: 1
Coding region: 58-615 (185 amino acids)
Cellular component (GO): keratin filament
Source: RefSeq, a predicted model, not a curated record